Carassius carassius (crucian carp) is the source of this 1560-nucleotide messenger RNA. RefSeq names its product vestigial-like family member 4a (gene vgll4a). The record is from RefSeq and is a predicted model, not a curated record. Gene Ontology annotation, molecular function: transcription coactivator binding. NCBI's taxonomy places the organism in Eukaryota, Metazoa, Chordata, Actinopteri, Cypriniformes, Cyprinidae. Gene Ontology annotation, biological process: negative regulation of DNA-templated transcription.
CUUUUUUAUCUUUUUUUUUGCAUGCGUAAACACACGAGAUUCUGUCGAGCAGCGUUAGUAUUAUACUUACUUUUUACAAUUGUAACACAAUAUCUAGCCACCACCUGUUUGACUACUUUACUGACCAUUUAUACAAACAAAAGGUCGUGCUUGACGAGUUUAAGUUGGCAUUUAGGAUUUAACUUUAAGUCACUAAAGUAAACCUUAGACGGACAGGUUACCGAGCUAACAGCUAAAAUAGCUCAGUAUGCUAAAAACAAAGCAAACAUUUUAAAUGUUUAUUUCCACAUCUUACUAUCGGUUAUUGUAAGGUUGUUUAGGUUUCCCCUUUCUGAAAGACCACAUUUCAUAACGUUAAUCACGGCCGAGCUGGAGUAACCGAUUACAUUUCUGCUACAAAUUUAAAUGUUUGUGUUGAAAUGGAUAUCUUGAUUAAUCAUUUCAUCAACAACAAAAUGAACGAUGACAUUAGCAGACUGCAGUGUAAUACAUAUGAGGAUAUUUCUGGAGCAUCUAGGGUUCCUGUGCUUAACUCGGAGUGUACACCCAUAAGCCCGACCAAGAGAAAACACCAUGAAAACUCUCUGAAUCAUCAAAAAGACUCUGAUGAAGAACGGAUGAAUAAAAUGAGAUGUUUAUUAGGAUCACAUCUGAGAAAUUCAAAUGGAGACACUGAAAACCAGGAGUUAUGGAACUAUAGUUAUAGUCACACAUCACUGAGUGGUCUUCAUAACCAUCAUGUAUUUGCACCAUAGACUGUAUAAAAACAGUUUGCACCUUUCCCCAUUUUUGCGGUGGAUCAACCCCUUGAGAUGAGCAAACGAAGCAUGGAUCUGUUACAGUUGCUUUACUCUUACAGGAUGUGUUGUUAAAUGUAUUCCCAUACAUUGGCAUGUAGAAUUGUCAUAUUUCAAAACCAAACAAAACAAAAAAAAGUUACAUUCAUUUUAUAUCAGAAUCGUCCUUCGGUAAUUACCUGUGCCCCUGCCAGCAACCGCCCUUGCAGUCUUUCCAGUUGCUACAUGUCACCAAAUAGCUGCACAUCUGGAUUCUCCAACAAGACCAAAGCAAACACUGUGUGUGACCCUGUGAUUGAAGAGCAUUUCCGCCGCAGUCUGGGGAAGGUCUAUAAGGAGCCUUUGCCUGUCUCUAACACAGUGUGCAUCACAGGCUCAGUCGAUGACCACUUCACUAAAGCACUGGGGGACGCCUGGUUACAGAUCAAAGGCAAUGGUGGUACAACACCAAAUGAAAAGUGAAAGACAUUUUGCCAAGUAUGGUAACCCAUACUCGGAAUUGGUGCUCUGCAUUUAACCCAUCCAAGUGCACACAAACAGCAACGAGUAGGGAACACACACCCUGAGCAGUGGGCAGCUAUAUAUACAGCACCCAGGGAGCAACUGGGGUUCUGUGCCUUGCUCAAGGGCACUUCAGUCAUGGGUAUUGAGGGUGUAAAAUAGCACUGUUCAUUCACUCCCCCCAACUACCACUCCUGCCAGCACCGAGACUCAAACCUGCGACCUUCGGGUUACAAGUCCAACUAUCUAACCAUUAGGGCAC